Molecule: messenger RNA, 1539 nt
Organism: Lobosporangium transversale
Lineage: Eukaryota; Fungi; Mortierellomycota; Mortierellomycetes; Mortierellales; Mortierellaceae
Product: ATP-NAD kinase-like domain-containing protein
Exons: 1
Coding region: 118-1269 (383 amino acids)
Biological process (GO): sphingosine biosynthetic process
Cellular component (GO): intracellular membrane-bounded organelle; membrane; cytoplasm
Source: RefSeq, a predicted model, not a curated record
UUUGAGGUGAGCUAGCGGCUCUUAUCGUUUAUCUCUGUCAUUCAUUCUCCUUCUCACUUCCUCACUCAUUCUCAUUUCCAUUCUCAUCCUCAUUUGAAUUCUAUCAUCCUCAUCAACAUGGGCAUCCUUCCGAUGUCUGACAAGUUUCCGCUUUUGGUCGUUUUGAACCCAAACUCUGGCACGAAACAGGCCCGUGAAGUCUGGGAGUCUAUUGUCCAGCCUGCACUUAAUAAGGCCCAGAAACCUUUUACUCUGAUUGAGAGCGUUGCGCAAGGAUAUACUCAAUCAUACUUUUCCAACAACAUCAAACGUAUUAUCAUAGACCUUGUUCAAUCGCUCAGCUUAGUCAAUGACGAGGGCAAUAUCACUCGACCAAGUACUGCCACUCUACAAAUUAUGGUCCUUGGUGGAGAUGGGACGGUCCAUGAGAUCGUAAAUGGUGUCCUUCGAGGCGUGGAAGGGACCGCUUUUGUCUCAAAUGAGUUCCGACCCAAGGUGGAGCUUUCAAUCAUCCCUACAGGCACAGGGAAUGCUAUCUCCACGAGUCUUGGCGUCAAUGGACCUCAAGAUGCAUUGGAUCGCUUUCUGAAUGGAAACACAACGCCAUUACGCCUCAUGUCCGUGUCAACAAAGACGUCUAAUAAUCUUUGGGAAAUUUCUGUGUACACCGUUGUGGUGAAUAGCUAUGGAUUGCACUGCGCAACAGUGUAUGACUCUGAAGAGUUUCGGCACUUGGGUAAUGAACGGUUCCGUCAAGCAGCCAUGAAAAAUAUAGAGAAUCUGAAACAGUAUGAAGGACAGCUAAUGUUUUAUGGCCCACUGCAAAGCUAUAAUCGAUCAUCGGCAUCUUUCGUUACCGCCAUUAAUACUGACAAUGAUGAUAAUCGAAAUGACGGUCUCGAUAAUGUUACGGCCUCCCUUUCAGGGCCAUUCACAUAUCUGCUGAUUACAAAACAAGCCUCGCUUGAGCCUGGAUUCACGCCUACGCCGCUUGCACAUACUUCAGACGAAUGGAUGGAUGUGCUAGCACUCCAGAACGUGGGCAGGGAUGAGAUUAUUCAAAUGUUUGGAGCCACAGCAACAGGUCAGCAUAUAGAGCAAGAAAAAGUCGAGUAUUUCAAAGCAAAAAGGAUUGAAAUGGAGACGCCUACACAGGGUCGUUUGUGCAUUGAUGGCGAGUUCCUGACUAUCAAAGGUGGAUAUGAGGGUCGCGUACGUUUCGAAGUGGUACCAGACGUGAACACACAAAUCUUUGGGGUGUACGUGUAGAAGCAUAGUGUAGACGUGGGUUAGCUGAACAGCGAAGCUCGAUUCUGUCGCGCGGAAAAUAUGAUGAUCGCAUCUUGCAAGUUUAUUAUUAUUAUUAUUAUUAUUAUAUUUCGCGCACUAAAUGAUUCCCAGUCCAAGUUUGCCAGUUUUCAUCCAUUUGUACAUUCAAUCUUCUACACAUGCUAGAUACUCUCGUUUCCCUCCUACCUUAACUACCUAAAAUGAACAAUAAAUAGAGCAGAUAGUAACAGACAUGCUCUACUUCCAGAC